Molecule: messenger RNA, 1649 nt
Organism: Salvia splendens (bonfire salvia)
Lineage: Eukaryota; Viridiplantae; Streptophyta; Magnoliopsida; Lamiales; Lamiaceae
Product: retinal-binding protein
Exons: 15
Coding region: 118-1419 (433 amino acids)
Source: RefSeq, a predicted model, not a curated record
AAGCAUGUAGUGCACCGAACAAAAGAAUGAUGCCGUCAACAUUCCUUCGCUUUGGUCUACGCAGAAGGAAAAAGCAAUACUCAUAAAGUUGGGAGUUGCGAAGUUAGGUCUCCAAAAAUGGUAUCGACGGAGGGAUUGGUGCCGAUCACAAGGGCCUUUCUCGCCUCUUACUACGACAAGUAUCCCUUCAAUCCGCUCUCUCCCGACGUCUCCCGUCUCUCCGAUCUGAUUUACGCCGCGGCCACCGAUCUUCUCAAGGACUCCCCGCCUUCCCAAGGAGAGCGCUUGCUGAUUCAGGAAGCUGAAAGCGAACCUCCGCAUAAAGUUGAUGAAAACAUGUGGAAGAAUCGGGAACAGAUUGAAGAAAUUGUUUAUUUGUUGGAAGCCCCUCGCUGGCCUACAGCGCUUCAGCUACAAGCAACUGUUGAGGAUCAGGAACUUGCUUCUCUUCUUCCCAGAAUUCAAGACAAGUUCAAGUCUACUCUCAGCACCCUCGAAGCUUUCCAAGCCAGAAAUUCGGACUUCGUAUUCAACACAGUUAUGACGUACAUGCCGCAAGAUUUUAGGGGUACUAUAAUCAGGCAGCAGAAAGAGCGAUCCGAGAGAAACAAACAGGCUGCUGUUGAUGCUUUGAUCACCUCUGGUGGAAGCAUACGUGAUAAAUAUGCUAUGCUGUGGAAACAGCAGAUGGAAAGGAGGAGGCAGUUAGCCGAUCUUGGUUCUGCAACUGGUGUUUAUAAAACGCUUAUGAAGUACUUGGUUGGAGUACCUGAAGUUUUGAUGGACUUUGUGAGGCAAAUAAACGAUGAUCAAGGGCCCAUGGAGGAGCAGCGACAACGAUAUGGACCGCCUCUUUAUAGUCUUACAAGAAUGGUGCAUAAUAUUAGACUGCUCCUUUCUCUGCUUUGGGAGCGUUGUGAAACUAGAAAAUUGCAGAAAGAUCAAAUUUCUAUUUUGGAAGAAGCAGCUAACGUCUAUACUUCUGAGUUGGAAACCUUUUUGAAAUUUAUUGGGGAAGUUUUCUCAAACUCCCCCUUUUUUAUCACGGCAGAAGAUGCUGGUGCAUUAGCAGCUAGGAAACAUGAUGACUACAAGGAAAUAAGCGUACCCGCAGGGGAAACUCACGAGGUGACUUUAACCGUGGAGUCCAUAAAUUCAUACAUUGCUUGGGAUUUUUCAGUGGUGCAGGGCAAAUUGAGUCAGGACAUUGGGUUCAGUGUAGAAUGCAUUGAUCUCUCUGGGAGAAAAACUUUGAUCUUGCCUUAUCGGCGUUAUGAAGCUGAUCAAGGUAACUUCUGCACAUGUGUGUCCGGAGACUACAAGCUUAUAUGGGAUAAUUCAUUUUCAAGUUUCUUUAAAAAGGUCAUACGAUACAAGGUGGACUGUAUUCCUCCAGUUGUACCUGCUGCGGAUCAGUAGACGUAAAUGCUAGUUCUUUUCAUCAAUGUGUUUCUUGGGCCGGGACAUGUGCUUUAGCUUACGAAGUUGUAAUUUAACAGUUUGUGAAUCACCCCUCAUCCAUCUAAAUUAUAAACCUUCUUUGUUUUGUAUCAGUUAUUUGACCCUCAUGGGUGGUUCAUGGUUAAAAAGUUGUGUAUACAUGAAAAGAUUCAUGAUUGGCUUCUACAUACUAAGUUGUUUACUGUAAA